Molecule: messenger RNA, 867 nt
Organism: Phoenix dactylifera (date palm)
Lineage: Eukaryota; Viridiplantae; Streptophyta; Magnoliopsida; Arecales; Arecaceae
Source: RefSeq, a predicted model, not a curated record
AUGGUGAUGGUGGUGGGGGUGAUUUAUAGCAGUAAGGAGGUGGUGGUGAAGGCGACGGUGGACGUGGUGAUUUAUAAUGGUAUGGUGGUGGUGGUGGUGGUGGUGGUUGUGGUGGUGGUGGGGAGUUGUAAUGGUAGAGAGGUGGAGGGGAGGGAGAUGGUGGGGGUGGUGAUUUAUACUGGUAGGGUGGGGGUGGAGAUGGCGAUGGUGGAGGUGGAGAUUUGUAAUGAUAAGGUGGUGACUUGUAGUAGUAUGGUGGUGGAGGAGAAGAAUGGAACCAAGGCGACGAGGCAGGCCGCACGGACGAUUGGGAGGAUUUUAUGGGACUAUUGUGCUGCAUCCGGGCAACGAGUAAAUUUGGCCAAGUCGGCAAUGUGCUCCAACCCGAAGACCAAGGCACAGGUGCAGGCAAAUAUCAUGGACAUAUUGGGGAUUGGCAAGCAGGAGGGUGUCUUGAAGUAUUUGGGAAUCUCGAUUCCAGGACGGUUUUUAUGUAGUUCAGAUUGCUCUUACAUGGAACUUAGUAUCAACCACAGACUUGAAGGGUGGCAGAUGCAAGCCCUUUCUAUGAUGGGUAGGAUCACGCUGGUGCGCUCAGUGCUCAGCUUGAUCCCGAUCCACUUGAUGUCCAAUUCUAUCAUUCCUAUGAGACCGCUGAGGACCAUGGAGCAGAUGUUCAGAGAGUUUAUAUGGGGGAGAGGAGAUGGCAGGGGUGGUGUUCACCUGGUAGCCUGGGAGGUGCUAUGUCAGCCGAUUAGGACUGGUGGUCUGGAGUACCAUCACUGGUGGCGAGACGAGAGGCCCUUGAGGCGAGGAAUACAGCCAGGUUCAUUCAGGAGCCUAACAAUAUGUGGGCCUCUUUGCUAA